Messenger RNA from Ramularia collo-cygni, 891 nucleotides. RefSeq lists its product as uncharacterized. Lineage: Eukaryota; Fungi; Ascomycota; Dothideomycetes; Mycosphaerellales; Mycosphaerellaceae. The record is from RefSeq and is a predicted model, not a curated record. Bases 1 to 891 code for a protein of 296 amino acids. Gene Ontology annotation, molecular function: hydrolase activity. The transcript has a single exon.
AUGCAGCCCAAGAUGCAACGCAUCCUCAUCCUCCUCCUCUCUGCCCUCUUCCUCUUCUCCCCCUUCACCCUGGCCACUGCAGGCGAUAUCCAACCACCCGUCGACGGCGCCCCAUACCCCGAACUCCACGACAACAUCCGCUGCGUCGAUGGCCUCCACAUCGUCAUCGCAACCGGCUACGACGAAAGCGAAAACCAAGCCACAGCCAUCGAAACCCACGACCUAGUCAGCAUCGCGAAAUCCAUCUCCGCCUUGGUUCCCAACUCCUCCGCCGUAGGGGUACAUUACCCCUACAUCGUCAUCCGCGUCGACUCCAAUUUCAUGGUCCAAACCUACAAAGGCGUCCACCUCCUCAAACAACACAUUGAAAAGUACAUCAACAAAUGCGGCGAAAACUCCAAAAUCGCCCUCUUGGGUUUCGCACAGGGAGCCCUCAUCGUCACAGACGCCUUCAUCGGCAGCGGCUCCAACCUAGGCAACGACAACAUGUUCCCCUACAACACCCCCGCCGAGAAUAAAUGGAGUGCAGGUAUCGGACCCAUUGCGAACAUCUACAACAAACAUGUCAUUGCGGCCGCUGUCUUUUCCUCGCCGACGGCUUUUGCUGAUGAGGCGUAUAGUCGGGGCACGGCGCAUAGUGAUGGCAUGUAUGCGAAUUCGAGGGGGCCCUUGAAGGAGGAUGGGUCGAGGUUCAGAAGUUAUUGUGAUGAUGGGGAUUUUAUGUGUGCGGCGCUCAUGACGGGUUUGCCUAAGGGGAGUCAUACCAAGACUGUGAGGAAUUAUGCUGAGGAGGCCAGCGAGUUUAUUGUGGGGGCUUAUGAGAGGGCUAUGGGGGUUGUGAAGACGGAGGUGGGUGGUGAAGAAGGUGUUGAGAUUGAGGGUGAGGAUUAG